UCAUUUCCUUGCUGUGCCUGUGCUUGCUUGCUGUACUUUGCUGUGCUCGCUGUGCUUGUGCUGUGUGCUUGCUUGCUGCCUGCUGCUGGUCCCCACCAACAAACUCAACCCACCCCCUCCCCACCCCCCAAUUGCACGCCAGCCAUACCAGUCCGGUCACUCCCUUACAUAGCCCACAUUCCCUCGCAUGCAAUGGACGCUGUGCAGAACCCACAUGACGGGUACGUCGACCAGCAAUGGGUUGACCUGGGAAAUAUGCAGCAACAACACCACCAUCACGCGCAGCAGCAGCAACAGCAGCAGCAGCAACAACAUCACCAUCACGGACACCAUCCGCUCUCGCCGCAUCACCAGCAGCACCACCAACACCAACAGCAGCAGCAGCAGCAGCAGCAGCAGCAGCAUCACCAGCACCAACAGCAGGAUUAUGGAGCUCACUAUGGCUAUGUCGAGGCCUCCGGCUUCGCGCCGCCAGACUCCUUCAGACUACAGAAUCCUUCCAUUCCGAUAGCUCCCAGUUAUCUAGGGCUCCCGCAGCAAUGGGGCCAACAACAACAACAACAAUCGAUGCAGACCGGCCAGCAACCGCAGUAUGGAGGCAUGCCACAGCAACAGCAGCCAAUUGCUCCUCCGCAGCUCGCAGCUGCCGCGGCCAUAACGGCUUCCGCCAGUAAUCCCACGCAGUCGACUUCAAGUCCGCGCCGGACCCUGACUGAUGCUGACCGCCGGAGAAUGUGCAUUUUCCACGAGGAGAAUCCGAAUGUGAAGCAGACCGAGAUAGGAGCGAUGUUUGGCGUUGAACGAAGCACCGUAUCCAAAGUCCUCCGACAAAAAGAAAAAUACCUAUUUCCAGAUGAUGGCAGUAGAUCGCCAGUCAAGCGGAGCAAGGGCAAAUUUCCGGACAUAGAGCGCGCAUUAUCGGUGUGGGCAAAAAAUACUAGGAAGCAGGGCAUCACGUUGACGGACGUGAUGAUUCGCGAAAAGGCCAGGUUCUUUGCGACGAGCUUGGGCAUCUCCGACAGCCACUUCAAAGCCAACAGCGCCAGUUGGCUGGAGAAGUUCAAACAUAAAAACAACGUGCAUCCAAACGGACGGGGGAGAUCCGAGAGCGAUGUGAGUGGCAUGUCGCGGGGCAGGAUGGGUCACUCGAGGAACGACUCGACCGUGAGUUCGAUCGCUUGCCACGAAGGCGACGGCGAUUCGCCCAUGGCCAUGAAACACUGCAGGAGUCAGGAUGGCGGCGAUUCCCCGGAAUCGUACAUGCCGAUGGACAUCUCGUACAAGUCGUUCCAGCACUCAGGUUCGGGAAGCCCUGGCCCAUUCAUGUUGGGGACGUUUACCGAUGCAGGGGAUUCACUAGGACCAACUUCGCCGCGAUCUCCAUUCUUCUCUCCGGACUCUGCCCAGCCGAGCCCGGGAUUUCCUUCCCAACAGGGCCGCAUGCCCGGUACACACCAGAGGCCGCGGUCCCAAACGUUCCCGUGCAUGCCCAUGGACGGGAGUUACAUCUCACCUCCGCCUUCAUCGGAGCCAUUGACUCCGAAGCUCUUUGGCCAGGGCUCGACAGCGCUUGCAUCACCCAUACCGGAGGUUCCCAACCCAUUGGCUUCCCCGCACAUGACCCCGUCUUCAUCGCACACAGGGCCAUCGGGCAGCGGAAGUCCAGGGACACCAUCCGGGGUUGCACCGAGUAAGGACGACGCCAAGAAGGCAUUAGAGGUGGUCAUGUCGUUCCUCCGACAGCAGCCCGUGGGAUACGUCGAGCAGGAUGAAUAUGUCAUGGUUGACAAGUUACUGGAGAAGUUCGGAUUGAACGGUCUUCCAGUUGGCAGCGGCAGUCCGAUAGAAGCUGUUGCCGCCAGCAUCGGCUUCUCCACGGACACCCCUUGACACCAUCUCCAUCGCCAUCCUUCUCUUUUUGUCUUUUCGUCCUUUUCCGGAUAUUUACGUUUAUUAGAGGGGGUUACCUCGGGGUUUCUUAACUGCUUCGCCUGCGUAUUCCCUGACGUCUUUUUUGCUACUCCGGAUGAUACCCUCUCGCAUAUUUCUUUUGCAUGGCGUAUCCAGGACUUCUCCCUGGGCUUCAUUUUUGGGUCUGCUUCUACUACUGUAUUUCCACUUUUCUUUUUUUUUCCUACGGCAUCGUCAUUUCUCAAAGAGGUUUUUCUUU
Messenger RNA from Tricharina praecox, 2170 nucleotides. RefSeq lists its product as uncharacterized. The transcript has 3 exons. NCBI's taxonomy places the organism in Eukaryota, Fungi, Ascomycota, Pezizomycetes, Pezizales, Pyronemataceae. Gene Ontology annotation, cellular component: nucleus. Bases 193 to 1890 code for a protein of 565 amino acids. The record is from RefSeq and is a predicted model, not a curated record. Gene Ontology annotation, molecular function: DNA binding.